This is a messenger RNA of Pseudovirgaria hyperparasitica, 4167 nucleotides long. RefSeq lists its product as uncharacterized. Gene Ontology annotation, biological process: regulatory ncRNA-mediated heterochromatin formation. The record is from RefSeq and is a predicted model, not a curated record. Bases 1 to 4167 code for a protein of 1388 amino acids. The transcript is spliced from 4 exons. Gene Ontology annotation, molecular function: helicase activity. Gene Ontology annotation, cellular component: nuclear RNA-directed RNA polymerase complex. Lineage: Eukaryota; Fungi; Ascomycota; Dothideomycetes; Acrospermales; Acrospermaceae.
AUGGCGUUGCAUGGCAAGAAAGCAAGGUAUCACGCCAGCAGUGAAUCGCCUCAACAUCCUCACGAGUUGAACGCAACAUUACCUGAACGUUUUCGCCAUCCCAAUGAAAGCUCGUCAGAUGUACAUACACAGUAUCCCCGCGCACGAGGUGGGCGCCACUUAACGACAGUUCACGACUACUUCAAAGCUGCUGCUGCUCCAUGUGAUAGCAGCGAUAGGUGGUAUCACCGGCCAGAAAUUCCGUCAUCCGGAGAGAUAUGUCCUUUUCUUGGUUCAGAAAUCAUUGACAACAACGAACUCCCGAAAAACUUGAUCAAGGGCCCAUGGCCGUCCAAGGAUGCCUACCUGGAAGCCCAGUACCGCCUUGUCCGAGAGGACAGCACACGCGCAUUAUGCGAUGCGGUAGAGGCUCUACAUCGAAAUCCUAAUGGACUUGAGGCAGACUUUGCCGACUCAAGAUUCGGCAUUGGCACAGGUAUCGGUAUUUAUGAAAAGGUUACCCCGGUCGCUUUUACAACUGCUCCGGCUCGUGGUGUCGCUGUCAGAGUGGUGUUCUCACUCCGCCGCGUCGGCAAGAAAAUAAGAUGGGAACAGUCAAAGCGGCUCAUAAGCGGUACUCUUGUUGCUCUCUCACCCGCCGCAGACUGUUUUCGGAGUCGAUGUGUCAUGGCGGUCGUUGCUGCGCGGCCUCUAGACUUACUCGGUGAGUAUCCCCCGGCUGUCGAUCUUUUCUUCCCUAAUGAUGAGGAAAUGUGUCUCGACUCCAAUGAAGACAUGAUCAUGGUUGAAAAUCGAGCCGCCUAUUUUGAGUCUGAUCGUCACACAAUGGUAUCUCUACAAAAGCUCAUGAAGGAACCGUUUCCCCUCAGCGAGCACAUCGUAGAUGUGCAGCAAGAAGUAGAGCCACCACAAUACUUCUGCGAUAAUCCCCGCCUCAACCUGGGCGCGUUUGUCAGUGACUCAUUCGCCGAUCGAGACAGGUUUCAACACAUAGAUGUACUCAAAUCUUGGCCAAAUGAGAUCGUAUUUAGUGGCAUGGAUGCCUCACAGCAGUCUGCGCUGCAUAGGAUCCUAACUAAACGUGUCGCGAUCAUUCAAGGGCCUCCUGGUACCGGUAAGACGUAUGUUUCGGUCAUGGCCCUAAGGAUAAUGAUGGGUCAUUCGAGAGCCGGCGACCCCCCGAUCGUAGUGGCAUGCCAAACCAACCAUGCGCUUGAUCAAAUCCUUUCCAAAGUAGCUGAUUUUGCGCCUGACAGCUUCAUACGUCUUGGAGGUCGUUCUAAAGGCGGAGAUGUGAUCAAGAGACGAACGCUUUUCGAAGUGCGGAAACAGAAUGGCGGAGGGGCAGGUGUCCCUUUAUGGCUCAGAAAGGAUAUGAGAAAUAUUGAAAUAAAGAUGCAAGAAGCCUUAUCCGUCCUUAAGCCACCCGAGGGUCCCGACGAAGCUGCCGAACCGUUUCCCUUGGAUAAGCUUCGGGAACUCGAUAUAAUCUCUCAAGAUCAGUAUCAGUCUCUCCUGGAAGAUGAUCCAAAGUAUAAUCACACGAAGGACACGGGAGAAGGGUCAAGGCUUUUGGUCUGGGCAGGCAGUCAAUUGAGACAGAUAACACCUGCUACUGACCGCAUUGACGAAGCUGUAUUACCUUUCGAAGAGGUUGACUUGGAAGAGGAAGAAGUGGAAGAACGAGAAGCAGAAUUCCAAGCCAAAGAUGAUGAGCGAGAUAUCGAGGCACUCAAAGGCCACACUCAAUACAUCACCAAUAACUGGGCCGCGGACAGCUUUGAAGACUUUACGGAUGAACAGGUGGAAGCUCUCCUGGCAAAGCACAAAAACCUUUGGUCGAUCAAAAAGCGUUUCCGGGGGACAGUUUUCGAGUACUUCCAGCGUCGAGGGAAAGAGAGAGUGUUGGCAGGAUUCCGCUCCCUAGCCACAGAGUACAGAAAAAUGGUUCAAUCGCGUAAAGCAUACAGUUGGCAAUCGGAUGCGGAGCUUUUGAAGGCGGUGAAAAUAAUUGGAGUCACUACGACAGGUCUCAGCAAAUACCGCCCUAUGCUCACAGCUUCGCAUCCGCAAAUCGUACUGAUCGAAGAAGCUGCUGAGACACUGGAAGCUCCUGUCACUGCUGGUUGUUUCGAAUCGGUCCAACACCUCAUUCUUGUGGGUGACCACAAGCAGCUCCGUCCCCACUGUAAUCUCAAAAAACUUGAGAAAGACGAUUAUAACUUCAACAUUUCACUUUUCGAACGAUUGGUCGAAAACAAGGUCGACUUCACCACCUUGCGUAUGCAGCGACGUAUGAUUCCCGAGAUACGCCAAAUCCUAGACCCAAUCUACGGGAAGAAUUUCAUCAUUGAUGAUCCAGGCCUCAGCGAUUCUGAAAUAAGGCCACCUGUGCCUGGAAUGGGCGAUUGUAGCUUGUACUUUUACACGCAUGAAUAUGAGGAAAGUCGCGACGACUUGUCAUCAUGCCAGAACGUCUUCGAAGCCGACAUGAUCUAUGCAUUCUGCAGAUAUCUCAUCAUGAAUGGCACGCCCGUGGAACGAAUAACCUGUUUGACCUUCUACAACGCACAGAGAAAGUUGCUCCAGGCAAAGUUGAAAGAAUAUUUGGGGCGCGACAGCACCAACGUUGUCACCGUGGACUCCUAUCAAGGCGAAGAGAAUGAUAUUAUCAUCCUGUCUCUGGUGCGGAAUAAUGGCCGUGGUAGCAUCGGCUUCCUUGAAGUCGAAAACAGAGUGUGCGUUGCGCUUUCUCGUGCCAGGCGAGGACUCUAUAUAUUUGGGAAUGGCGAGCUUCUCGCUGGUGAAAGCCGAUUAUGGUCUCAAGUCAUAGACAUACUAUUUCGGCGCAAAUACACCUCAGGUGCUACGAAAACGAGACGUCGGAUUGGAUAUCAUGUCACUCUGCAAUGCGUCAAGCAUGAUAACAAAACUUUCAUCGAAGAAUAUAACGACUGGGAGGGCGUCGAUGGGGGUUGCCGCUGCAAGUGUCGUGAGAAGCGCAGCUGCGGUCACCCAUGUCAGCUUCACUGUCACGCUUUCCCGUGUGACGACAUUGUUUGUGUUAUUGAAUGCAGUACCUUGCUCCCAUGUGGGCACACACUUAUUCAACCCUGCGGAGCAAUAUUAGUCUGCCAAGAUUGCCCACCGGCUGGCACGGAAUUUAACAGUCCGCCAAAGAAGAGGCUUCCGCGCACCGAGAAGAUUGCAAAGGCGUCUGAAAGUACGUUGGCCAGUUCUGAGACCUCUGAUCCUCUAAAGUGGCAAGGCUAUGCAAGGCGGCAGGCCAAGCAGGAGGACGCUGAACUAGAGCGUAAUGCAACGGAAUUUCGACGACAGAACCACGUCUCCCUUGCUGACAUCGAGAUUCGCAACCAGCAUGGCUCUCUUGUCGAAAGGUCUUCUUUGUCGAAAGAUCAGGAAGCUACUUUUAACAUAUCAUCGACUCCCUUGAGAAGCAAGGAAGUUCACACAUGGAAACACAAAGCAACUUCCCAAGAUACAAGCUACCGACUUGGAGACAACCCUUUUCCUUUUGCGGGUCCGUCUGCUGCCUCAAGCAUACCCACGACGAAGCUACCUCGUUCUGUCCAUGACCUCAGUGAAACAAGUCGUCGUGCAGCAUACUCAUCAACGUCCAGAAAUGCAGGGUACCCACGAGCCAUGACCGCAUUGUCGCCUCAGGGCCGUUCAAGGCCUGAAAUAGUCCAUACCCGAGAUGAUCCAUGGGACAGACCCACUGAGAUCGAUUACAAUGAUAACUUCCCAGCCAUGGGAACCAGAGGGACCGAAUUUAAUAUCCAAAUUGCACCUGGUCAACAGCAGCCAAGCCGAUGCGCCACAGCAGAAGUAUCAGCACCAGUAGCAGCAGGGACUCCGAGAGUCUUCAACAGCCAGACCGACUCGAAGAACAAGAAGAACAAAGGCAAGCCAAAACGAGUACCACACGUGCUAUCGAGCCUACAUUCAAAUCCGACACAUGACGCUGGCACGCAUUCAGCCCAAUCUCAAUUACUGUACGCCUUUCCAGACAGGGACACUCGAGCACCACCUGUUGACGAACCUCUCCUGAAUCCUUGUGACGACGAUGAACCGAUACCCACCCAGGCGGAGCCAUGGUCCUGCACAGAUGGCCCGAAAAUGGGUAAAUUGAUCGAUAUCGAUUGA